Messenger RNA from Paramormyrops kingsleyae, 2298 nucleotides. It is a transcript of the gene tpo, whose product is annotated as thyroid peroxidase. Lineage: Eukaryota; Metazoa; Chordata; Actinopteri; Osteoglossiformes; Mormyridae. Gene Ontology annotation, biological process: thyroid hormone generation; response to oxidative stress. Gene Ontology annotation, molecular function: heme binding; iodide peroxidase activity. The record is from RefSeq and is a predicted model, not a curated record. Gene Ontology annotation, cellular component: membrane.
AUGGAUGAAGUGGGAAAAGCCAAGAAAGAAAUUAAAAAGAACAAGGACUCUUCAUUCCAAGACGGACCCAUAUCUUCCCCUUACCCUCUGAACAGUGACAGAGAAGGAUUCCCCCAGUCGUCGUUGCACAUGUUUACGCUACUCCGUCAGGCUGGGCCUGAAACCCAAGCCAUUUCAAGAGCUGCGGAAGCUCAGGAAAUAGUUCUGCAUUCAAUAAAGGCGAAAGCAGCCAAAAGAGUAAAGAAGGGCCUGAAAACAGAUGGUCCUACUUUAGAGGAAAUUGAGGCUAUUGCCAACCUCUCUGGCUGUCCUCCUCCAACAAAGUCAAAUAUUUGCCCCAACGGCUGUCUGUCUGAAAAGUACCGGACGAUUUCUGGAAUCUGCAAUAACAGACUUAGUCCAUUAUGGGGAGCAGCCAAUACUGCACUGACACGGUGGCUCCCAGCAGAGUAUGAGGAUGAAGAGGGUCAACCCAAGGGCUGGAACCCGGAGCACUUACAAAAUGGCUUUCGGUUACCUCUCGUGCGGGAAGUCAGCAACAAAAUUAUGCAGAGAUCAAGCAAGCGUGUCUCGGAGGAUGAUGCAUAUUCCCAGAUGCUGGUGGACUGGGGCCAGUACAUCGACCAUGACAUUUCAUUCACUCCACAGUGUAUAGUCAAGGCUGCUUCUUUUGGAGGACUGGACUGUCUAGAAACCUGUGAAAACAUUAAUCCCUGCUUCCCGAUUAAGAUUCCCCCGAAUGACAAACUGUCUGGGAAAAGAAGCUGUCUGCCGUUCUUCCGCUCUUCUCCUGCCUGUAUUACUCUGCACACGGAUGGUAAAGACCCCCCAGUGAGGCCACAGCGGCAGCAGAUGAACGCCAUCACAUCCUUCCUGGACGCUUCCACAGUCUACGGCCACACGCCGGCCCUGGAAGGCCUGCUCCGUAACCUGUCCAGUCCGGAGGGCCUGCUCGCUGUCAACACCCGUAUCUCCGAUGGGGGCUUCCCAUACUUACCCUUUGUCCCCAACACCCCCUCGGGAUGCCUCCAGGAUCCGGGCGACCUGUGGGGCGAGAGGGUGGAGUGCUUUUUGGCAGGAGACAGCAGAGUCAGCGAGAUCCUGCCGCUGUCUGCCUUGCACACACUGUGGCUGAGGGAGCACAAUCGUAUCGCCGCCGGCCUGAAAGAGCUCAACGGUCACUGGGGCCACGAGCAAAUCUACCAAGAAGCCCGGAAAAUUGUCGGCGCUUUACAUCAGGUCAUAACUUUCAGGGAUUAUGCCCCAAAGAUUCUUGGAAGAGAGGCUUUUGAGAAAUACGUCGGGGUUUACGGAGGAUACAACCGGUCCAUCAACCCCACGGUAUCCAACGUAUUUGCCACAGCUGCCUUUCGCUUUGGCCAUGCCACCAUCCCAGCCAUGGUGCUGCGGCUCAAUGAGAGCUUUCAGAAACACCAGCUCUACUCCCCUGUGCGUCUACAUGAGACUUUCUUCAGUCCAUGGAGACUUGUUAAAGAAGGCGGACUGGAUCCCAUUCUUAGAGGACUGCUGGGAAGGCCAGCAAUAGCAGUGACAACAGACCACUUGAUGACAGAGGAGCUGACAGAGAGGCUAAUAGUUCUCUCAAGCCCUGGAGAUCUGGACCUCACAGCCCUUAAUUUGCAACGUGGUCGCGACCACGGGCUCCCUGGCUACAGUAAAUGGAGGGAAUUCUGUGGAUAUGAAAGUAUACAGACACAAGCUGAACUCAGCACAGUUAUAAGUGACGCCAGUUUGGUUCAGAAGAUAAUGGAGUUGUACAAACAUCCCAGCAACAUCGACGUGUGGCUGGCCGGACUGGCAGAGGAUCUCUUGCCUGGUGCCAGGACAGGGCCUCUCUUUGCAUGCUUAAUUGGGAAGCAGCUGAAAAUGCUUCGAGAAGGUGACAGGUUCUGGUGGGAGAAUGAGGGCAUAUUUACAGAUGCUCAGAGGGCAGAAAUCCAAGGGCAUUCUCUUUCUCGGGUAAUUUGUGACAACAGUGGACUGAACGAAGUCCCCGCUGAUCCCUUUAGAUUGAGACAAUACCCAAAAGACUUUCAGUUCUGUAAGAACUUACCCACCAUGAAUCUGAAGGCUUGGCAAGAAGAUCUCAGCAAAGAGCUGAUGCCCUGUGGUUCUCCUGCUGAGCUAGAAAAUGGGGAUUUUGUGUUUUGUUCCAUAUCUGGCAAAUUGGUGGCUGUUUACUCCUGUCGCCAUGGGUAUAGCCUGGAAGGCCAGGAGGAAAUUCUCUGCACGGAAAGUGGCUGGAGCAGCCAACCUCCCAUCUGCAAAGGUAAGUGA